AUGGAUCAUGAUUUUCCAGAUUGGAGGACUAUUGUGCAUCCUGUACAUUUGAGAUACAAAGAUGAGGAUGAAGAUGGGCCAAGGUUUUAUCCUCAUAUAAGACGCAGUGCGGACGAAGAGAAGAUCUCGGCCGAGGAAGAGUAUCGCAUCAUGGUGGCACAAGUCAAGGAGUCCAAGGGAUUUGACAUCGAUUUCACCAAGUUCCGCUGCGUUUUCAACUACGAACCUCUUGAUCUCGAUGACGAAGACAUGGUUGGGGGACCAGGCGGACCAGAAACCACCAGAGAGUUUAUAGACAGGAUGUGUCGGGAAUCCUUAGAGAUAUUCAAUGAAACUAAUAGUACAGAAUAUGAAUUUGUCAAGUUUAUCAAAGCCAACCAUCACUUUGCUGCUGGCAUCAUGUUUCUCGUUACCUUUCAAGGUAAGCUGCUCUCCGAUGAUGUCUCAAAACAGUUCCAAGCCAAGUUCUGCUUGUGUGCUUCUCUCGUCGAUUUUUUCUCAUGCGAACUCAGACCUCUGAAAAAACAGGGUAACUCUAUUCCUUCACAACUAUCUCUUAAUUAG
This is a messenger RNA of Capsella rubella, 564 nucleotides long. RefSeq lists its product as uncharacterized. The transcript is spliced from 3 exons. Bases 1 to 564 code for a protein of 187 amino acids. Lineage: Eukaryota; Viridiplantae; Streptophyta; Magnoliopsida; Brassicales; Brassicaceae. The record is from RefSeq and is a predicted model, not a curated record.